AUGGCUAUUGAAUCCUAUGAUUUUUUAGUGACUGAAAUACGAGUCUCUUUAGAUGUACAUUGAAAACAUUUAUUAUAGAAAGGAGAUGAAAUUAAGAAACUUAUUCUUGAAGAAAAUUUAUCAGAGAUUAAAAGAGCUUAAAUUAUUUUGACUAAUGGAUAACAGAGAUAGAAAUUAGCUGUAUUAUAUUGUAAUAAUAAAUAGAUUUACAAGAAUCUAGGUAGACUUUUGUAAGAAGGUUUCAAAGAAUUAUAUAAUGUGGUUCAAGCUGAUAUUAUGGAAUAAAGUGAAGAACUUAUAGUAGCAGCUGGAAUUUCACUCAAGAAUAUCAAAUGCCAUAGCAAAGAACUAAUGCCUUUGGUCCUUCAUUUUAUUUAAUUAUACAAUAUGAAAUAUGCAGAUGCAUGGAUUCCUACAUUUGGAAAUCUUAUUCAUUAAUUCAACUAUAAGGACUAUUAAGAUCAUAUUGAGAAAAUAAUCAUUGAAAUGUCUAUGCCUCGUCAACCAGAAGUUGGAAGAUUAAUAGGGGCUAUGAUGAUUAUUUAAGUAGCAAAUUUAUUAGGGGAUAAGAUUUAAGGACCUAUAUUAGAUAGAGUUAGAUAAUUAUGCAAUGAUAAUGAUUCUGAAGUUAGAUCUUUAGUAGCUGGAGAUGUUUUUUCUUGUUUGAUUGAAAAGUUAAGUCCUUAUCUUAUUCAUUAAUAUUUACAAGAUAAAUGCUUACCACUUAUAUAUGAUAAUUGUCCAUAAGUAAAAAAAUAAAUGAUUCAAACAUUAUUUUUACAUUAUUAGAAACUAAAUGCGAUUGAGUGUGUUGUAAUAUUUUCUAUAUGAUAUAAGUUUAAUCCUACUUAAAUAUUUAUAGAUUGCUUAUCCACUUAAAAUGAAGAUGUUCUUACUACAUCUCUGACAUAUUGUGGUGUUGCUUUUCUUGCAAUAAAGGACUAAGUGAAUUUAGAAUUUAAAUAAAACCUGAUUAAUUUAUUUGUGAAAUUUGGAUAACAUUAGAGUCAAAUAAUUAGAUACUAUUAUUUAUAUAAUUUACCAGGUUUUCUUAUUUUAAUUAAAGAUCUUCAAUUAAACUUAUAAUUAAUCUAGCCUUUUUGUGUAAUUAUUGAUGAAGAUGAUGAGGAGAAUAGGAUUUUUGCUUGUUCUAUCUUGCAUUAAUUGAUUAAGUCUUUUGAUGUAAAAAAAAAUUAUAAAUAAGUAUAGCUUUAUUUCAACUUAAAUAUAUUUUAUUCUAACAAGUAUUUUGAAUACUGAAAACUUAAAAUUGAUUCUAUAAAUAUAAUUAGGUAAAAUUAUUGAAACCUUAAUAAAUGAGGGAUAUUUUAUAUCUUUAGAUAAAAUUGUAAUAUUUACAUUUUAUAUAUAAGCAAAAAUAAUUUAAAGUAAUUUUUUAAGAUAUUGCAAAACUUUUCGAUAAGUGUAACCAGAAUUAUAAAAUCAAUGAAAAUUUUUUAACAUAAAUUAAACAUUUUAUGAGAUUUGUUAAACCAAAAUAAUUUGUAAAAUAUUAUUUCCCAAUUCUAUACACAUAAUAAACAUGCAUUUCAAAUGAAAACUUAGCUAUGGAAAUUUUAGCUCAUUUUUUUUUUACCUGUCAAGAUUAUGAGAUCUAAUAAAAUAUCAAAGAUACUAUGAAUUCACAAUUUUACAAAGGAAAUUCUAAUAAAAAAAUCAAAUAUUUGUUUUUCAUUAAUGCUAUACCAAAACAUAUAAGUAAAAAGUAUUUUAAUUAUUUAAAUGUAAUUAUAAUUACUAUUAUUUAAGUUUAAUUUAUUUUUCAAUUUAUAUGCAGAUAAAAUAGUAGAUGUUGUAAUACAUUUAAUUAAAAUCUUGCCACAUGUCAACCAUUAUUUAAUUGAUCAAAAUCAAUACAAAUUAUUGAAAAGUUUAAAAUAACCAACAAUAUAAAAAUUGGUUGAUGAAAUGAUCAUUAAAAUAGAAUUGAACCAAAUCUUAUUUGAUGAAUUUCAUGAAAAAAAAUUACAAGAGAAAGAGGAAAAGGUUUAAUAAGAAUAUUUGAAUAAUUUAAAAAUGACAAAAUAAUGUGAUUCGAAUCAAAGCAUAGAUAGCAAUUCUAAAUAUAAGAAAAGACCUGCCCCAAAGUUGGCAUCGCAAUCUGCUAAAAAGUAAUAAAGUACUUCUUAAAUGAGGUAUAUCUUUAUAAUUAAAAUAGAAUUGGAGUUAAGGAUAAUGCUUCAUUACCUUCUAGUAGGAGUUAAGAUAGAAGUAUUAAUUAAGUAGUAGGAAGACAGUAGAUUGAAAUAUAGAAAUUUAAAAGCAGACCAAGUGGAUUUAAUAAAUUUUGAAAGACAG
Paramecium primaurelia is the source of this 2319-nucleotide messenger RNA. Lineage: Eukaryota; Ciliophora; Oligohymenophorea; Peniculida; Parameciidae. The record is from the annotation of a GenBank genome assembly.